Messenger RNA from Phalaenopsis equestris, 1370 nucleotides. RefSeq names its product 26S proteasome non-ATPase regulatory subunit 7 homolog A. NCBI's taxonomy places the organism in Eukaryota, Viridiplantae, Streptophyta, Magnoliopsida, Asparagales, Orchidaceae. Gene Ontology annotation, molecular function: metallopeptidase activity; protein binding. Bases 73 to 1005 code for a protein of 310 amino acids. Gene Ontology annotation, cellular component: proteasome regulatory particle; proteasome complex. The transcript is spliced from 10 exons. The record is from RefSeq and is a predicted model, not a curated record. Gene Ontology annotation, biological process: proteasome-mediated ubiquitin-dependent protein catabolic process.
UAUUUGUUCUGGUACUCGGAACUCCGGGAGUCCGCUUAAGCAACUAGGGUUGUGACGAGGCCGGCGACAACUAUGGAUGUCAUAAAGACGCAGCAGAUCUCAUCACGGCCGAUCGAGAAGGUCAUUGUGCACCCUCUCGUUCUCUUGAGCAUCGUCGACAACUACAACAGGGUCGCCCGCGACCCCCGAAAGCGAGUUGUCGGUGUCCUUCUUGGUAGCUCCUCCAGGGCUGUCGUCGAUGUAUCCAACAGCUACGCUGUGCCUUUUGAAGAAGAUGAGACAGAUUCAAGCAUCUGGUUCCUGGAUCAUAAUUAUCAUGAGGCGAUGUUUUCUAUGUUCAAGAGAAUAAACGCAAAGGAACAUGUUGUUGGUUGGUAUAGCACAGGCCCAAAGCUGCGUGAGAAUGAUUUGGACGUUCAUGCUCUAUUUACCGAUUAUGUGCACAAUCCUGUCUUGGUCAUUAUUGAUGUCCAACCUAAAGAGUUGGGAAUACCUACCAAAGCUUACUAUGCUGUUGAAGAGGUUAAGGAGAAUGCCACCCAGAAAAGUCAGAAGGUUUUUGUGCACGUGCCUUCUGAAAUUGCUGCUCAUGAAGUCGAAGAAAUUGGAGUCGAACAUUUGUUGAGGGAUGUCAAAGAUACUACUGUUAGUACUCUUGCUACAGAGGUUACGAGUAAACUUGCAGCGUUAAAGGGCCUUGAUGCUAGGCUUCGUGAGAUAAGGGAUUAUUUGGAACUUGUAAUUGAAGGAAAGCUUCCAUUGAAUCAUGAAAUUCUUUACCAUUUGCAGGAUGUAUUUAAUCUCCUUCCUAACCUGAAUGUGAAUGAAUUGAUCAAGGCAUUUGUUGUGAAAACAAAUGAUAUGAUGCUGGUUAUUUACCUUUCUUCCCUUAUCCGAAGCGUCAUUGCACUACACAACCUUAUCAAUAAUAAAAUGUUAAACAAAGAACAUGAGAAAGCUGAAGAUGCGAAACCUGUUGCUGUAUCAAGUUCAGUAGGAAGCUAGGAUUUAUCUUUGGUAGAUAUCAUCGUAACGCAUUUUCAGCUGGCUAUAUUUUCAUUUGCGCAAAGUUUUCAGUAGUUCAACAUGAAGAGGCUUUUUCCGUCUUAACGUUGAUAUGCAGCCUAAAUCUUCAGUGAUGGACAAGAGAUGUUUAUCUUGGCAUUCAUUUUUUCAUAUCUUUCCUCCAGUAUUUCCUGACUUUCAUGUUUCAUUUACUUGUGUUCUUUCUUUUGAUUAUACAUUUACUCAAUACAUCUUUUUUAUAAUACAAGUAAUUAUCGAGGUGCCGAUGGGUCGUACGGUUGAUGCCUGGUUGUAUUUCUGAUCCGAAUAUUCUUGUUGAAAUGAAUGUCAUUUACCUCUGCAUA